Messenger RNA from Pseudomyrmex gracilis, 4932 nucleotides. RefSeq names its product tigger transposable element-derived protein 2-like. NCBI's taxonomy places the organism in Eukaryota, Metazoa, Arthropoda, Insecta, Hymenoptera, Formicidae. The transcript has 4 exons. Gene Ontology annotation, molecular function: DNA binding. Gene Ontology annotation, cellular component: nucleus. Bases 1840 to 3399 code for a protein of 519 amino acids. The record is from RefSeq and is a predicted model, not a curated record.
GUAUUGGUAAACAAGAUUUAUUGGGUCAUUAAAUACAAAACUUGACAAAUAUAAGUAUUUGUCAUGUAUAUUAUAUAUAUAUAUAUAUAUAUAUAUAUAUAUAUAUGUACGUAUGUAUAUAUAUGUGUAUAUUUGUCGUUUCAUAUUUGACUGUGACUCAAUAAAACUGCACGAGAACCGCAAGAUUUCGCGUUCCGACAUCCACCGUCCAUAAUAAUCUGCAACGUGAAAUUUGAUCGGGGCUUCAGAAUCGAAAGAGAAUCUUUUUUCGGUUUUUAUUAUGUGUUUAUAAUUGCGUAUAAAAAAGUUUUUUGAAGUCGUAGUUCAAUUUUUGAAAAUAAAUGUGUUCUAUACCGAAUAGAACUUUUAACUCAUUUCUAAUUUUGGUUUUUACAUGUAAAAAAUAUUAUACAAUUUUUUGCCAGCGCAAACUCAGGAUCAUUUUUGGCCCUCAAAUUAGACAUAUUAAUCCUUUCGGGACAUUCGUCUGUUUUUUCUUCCUGAGGAAGAGGAAAAAUGGUCAACAAUAACUCUGAAUUUGUUGUGUCCGAGAGUAAAAAAAUAAUUGAUUUUAGAAGGGUAUAAAAAGAUUGUAAGUAGAAAAAUUGCAAUCAAAUUGAAAAUUAAUAUGUGAAUAGUAAAUUAAUUUUGAAAAAAAAAGAUUUAUUUUAUUGAUAUAUGUUUUAUGUAACAUUUGAGUGGAAAGUAUUUCAUUAAAUUGUCUUUUCUCUCUCUCUCUCUCUCUCUCUCUGAUUGAAAUUUUUAUUUAUAAUGUCCACAUUGAUGAAACAGGUUUUCCACAUACUCUAAUAGACGUAGCAUGACUCUGCGUGAUGCGUUGCAAAAUAGAGAGAAAACCUAAGAAGCCAGGGAGAUGAACCCAAAGAGUAUAAAAUCACGUACACCGUACACUUGUUUUCUCGAACAAAUAUUUAAUCGCAAACAUAUAUGGAACUCAUCAAUUUUUUAAAACAAGUUUACGGUAACGCGCAUCCUUGGGGCGUGAAUGAAGAUGUAAUCGUUUAUUAUUUCGACGAGACGAAGAGCGUUUUUUUACGCGGAUGUAAAAAGGCAAAACUUGGUGGAAACGACGGCGUUGAGAAUAAGAGUUACGUGGGGUCAUUUAAUGUUUGCAUUAAACUAGAUCGGAGGCCGACAGGGGCGCGAAAGCCUUUGUUUCGCGAAAUGGCACGCGAGCGGCUCCUUUUAUGCGGCUUAUAUUUUAAACCGUAAUUCGACCACCAUUGUGCGGAAUUACGUGAUCGUGUAUCUAAAGGCGCAAUUACGCGAAAUGGGUACGUACGUGAGAUCGUAUCGCGUGUAAAACACCGGCGUUAAAAUAUAUUCUAAUGUAACGACGAGUUUUUUGUGCGUCCGGAUAUUCAUCUCCACUUGAAGAUUUAAAUUUCACAUUCGUCAAGAGGGUUUUAAGUUUGCUUCUUUUUUGAAAGAGAAUUUUUUUUUGCCACAGUUACUUUUGGUUUGAUGAUUUUAUAAACAGGGGUCGGUAAAGUAUCUAAUAAUAUAUAUUAUAUAUAUAUAAUAUUUGUGCAAUGAAAUUUGUGGAAAUUCUAAAACUCGGAACGAAUUUGUAGCUCGAGAACUGCUGUUGCACACAUCGGUGCUCGAAUUCGAUCGUUGGAACAUGGAGGGGAUGCCGAGGUACCGCUUACGAGGAAUGGCGUGUGUGUACCGCUACUACGCAGUAAUAAGUGACGACUAGAGUACCUCAGACGUUUGCUGAUGGUUAUUCCGUGUUUGGUUUAGCUCUCUUUUCUUUUUUUUUUUUUUUUUUAUAAGUAAAAAACAGUUGGAAAGUCAAUAAACUUGAAAUUUACAAUGAGCGACCUCGCCGUAAAGAAGCGUACUGUUAAUUGCCUGACGUUGCACCAACGUCUCGAAAUAUUGAACACAAUUGAGAAAGGUUUCCCGAUAAGACAGAUCGCCAACAAUUACGGUUUGGCUAUUGAGAGCGUUUGGCGAAUUAGACGAAAUGCUUCAAAAAUACGCGAAUCGGUGAAACAAGGAGCUAAUCCUCUGAGGAGGAGGACACGUUUGUCGAAAUAUGACGACGUCGACGAACAAUUGUACAAUUGGUAUCGCGAGCAGAAAACAAAGGGGGCCAAAGUCACCAAUAAGUUACUUAUGAAAAAAGCAGUGGAAUUGUCGAGAGCUGCGGGCGGCCCGUCAACAUUCAAAGCGUCAGGUGGUUGGCUGCAGAGAUUUAAACAGCGUUGGAAACUACCGUGUCAAAUAAAGACUACAACUAAUAAUAAAGUGAUCGAUGAUAAAAUAAAAACAAAGGAGAAAGUUGAACGAUCAAACAAUGACAACUUUAUCAAACAAUUUAACCAACGUUUAAAAGACGAAAGUGUUUGUUUGCAUAAUGUUUACAGCAUGGAUUAUACGGUACUCUUGUGGAAAGCAUUUCCCAGAAGUGUGUUGUCACAUACGGGGGAAGAACAAAUUUACGGUAAUAUAAUGAAAAAGAAUUGCAUAACAUUUGGAUUGUGUGCAAACGUUACCGGUAGUCACAAAAUAUCGCCAAUUUUAAUUAACCAGUGCGAAAAUCCAAGAGCACUUAAACACAUAACCAAGUGUAAUUUGCCUGUCACUUACAAGACGCACAAAUUUGCCCGGAUGACGCAAAAUAUUUUCUUAGAUUGGUACAAUAAUUAUUUUAAGAAAUCUGUGCAAAAGUAUCAAUUGGAAAGUGGCAAAACUGGCAAGGUGUUUUUACUCAUUAACAACCGCAACACAUACUUCCCUCCGGAAUGGAUCAACAAGGAUGCGUAUUUCGAAUUGUUAUUACUUCCUUUAGGCCUAACUUCAAUUCUUAGUCCCAUGAGUCACAUUGUUGAGAAAAUUAAAUUGAACUUUCGUUAUUAUCUUUUGAAACAUAUGUCGGAAUAUCCUUGUGGAUUGAAAGAAUUUUACAUAGAUUAUGACAUCGGUGAUUGCAUUACCAUGCUUGUCAAGUCGUGGAGAACUAUUUCAACCGCCGACAUAAACAAUUCGUGGACAAAUUUGUUAAACAUAAAGCCAGACAAUUCUGAAACGCUAGAUGACACCUUCAAAGCGAUUUCGGUGGAUUUGCAAGAGUUAAUUAACAAUAUAAUAGGACGAGAAGUUCCUCCGGCAAAUAACGAGGUAACGGAAUGGAUCUCUUCCUGCAUAGAAGCUGAAAAAAAAUACGAAGAGGAAACUGUAAAAGAUACAAUUACCGAAACUGCAGAAAACACAGAAUGCCGUGAAGAAAAUAUUCAAUUAAAGACGUCAUCACAAAAUGAGGAAAUUGAGAGAUCUUUUAGAAUUAUAUCUGAAUGGGCGGAAACUCGAAAUGACUUUAUAAAAUUUCAAUUUCACGUUCUCAAAGACUGCUUUAAUAAAGAAAUAUAAGAAGAGAUGAUGAAGGGUGACAAAAAGUAUGACAAGAAAUGGAAGGACCCAAGCGGACGUUUGAAAUUAGUAAAACUUGCUCAACCAAAUACUAUUGAAAGCUACAUAUCGAAAGCUUGAUUGACUUCACACAGGACGUGUAAUAGAAAAAGCUACAAAAAGUGUGAUUUUAUCAUAUUGGACAAAAACAUUAUCAGUCAGAACAAACAAUAAAAGAGAAGUCGUCUCUGAAAAUGAAUGCUGAAUGAACAGAAUAUGUGAUAAAAUGGAUGGCAUGAUAGUUGAACGUUAUCUACAUCCUCGAAGAAACUUGAGGAGAAAAAUUUUCUCUCUAUUGAGAGGUUUUAAUUAGGUUUUGAUCUUUUUUACUCUUUUUGAGAUAUAAUAUUAAAAAAAAAAGAAAAUUAGAAUAACGAUUCGAUGAGAUUAUAUCAAAGAACGGCAAAAAAAGAAGAUUUAAAUAUUAAGUACCACAUUCUUAUUAAGUAAUUGAAAAUACACAGAUGCAAGAGUGUGUCUAAGUAAUUUACUUUUUUUAUUAAAACUUUUUUGGUUAAAAAGGAUACAACGCCAUGUUACAAAAAAGUUUAUAUAUGCAUGUUUUUUAAAUGUUUAUUGUAUAUAUAUAUGCAUAUCGUAUAUAUAUUGUAUAUAUGUAUAUGUACUUUAUACAAUCUAUCUUUAUAUACUCUUUAUAAGGUCAUUGCUCUUGUUGAUGUGUUAAUUUCUUUGUAGUAAAAUUGUAAAAACAGAGAAAUUUAAAAAAAAAUUUUUAAACUCGAGAAAAAACGUUAAAACAUAAAACAUUUAAAACAUUUAUCUAAAGUUUAUUUAUCUAAAGUUAAAGAAACAAGAUUACGACAAAAUUAUGUUUCACUUAUUUCUAUACGACAUGUAAUGUACAUUUAUAUAAUGCGUUUAUAUUCUUGCUAACUUGUUCAAGUUUUGGAUUGCUAUAUCUACAAUAGUAGAGAUAGAAACAUAUCGCGUUUUCUAUGAAAUAUCCGAGAUAUUUUUAAUUAUAACAAAAAUAUAUUGAACUUAAUUAACUUGAUAGAUUGUUGGUUUUGGCACAAAUUGUUCUUCAAAUUUUCUCUUUAAAGAAUUUGAACAAACAAUAUAAUUUUUCUUGUUAAAAAUUUAGUCAACAAUACUAUUAGUUAACUACUAGAAAUCAAUGAUGGAAGAUAAUUGCGUCUAAAAGAUCAUCGAACGUUUCGCAGACGUGUGUUCUCGGUAUUUAAUGUAAUGACUACGAUCUCGAUACAUAUAUAUUUUUAUACAAAUAUAAAUACGUUUAAUAUUUGUUGUAAAACUGUUUUAAAAGUUUAGAAUAUGUUUUCUCUUUAUUAUAAUUCAGAAAAAAACGUGCAAUUAUUAUCACUACAUUACACAAAUGUAUAUAAUUUUGUGAUAAUAGAAAAUAUGUUUAUUACAUAUACAUGUACAUAAAUGAUGUAUGAGUUCUCGAUAAUGGCUAUGCGAAUGAAUGAAUUAUAUAGAAUUGUUUUUCCACGAAAAUUGAUUUUUAUU